Messenger RNA from Oncorhynchus gorbuscha (pink salmon), 1641 nucleotides. RefSeq names its product drebrin-like protein B. Gene Ontology annotation, biological process: positive regulation of dendritic spine morphogenesis; positive regulation of axon extension; neuron projection morphogenesis. The coding region runs from base 112 to 1593 and encodes 493 amino acids. The transcript is spliced from 15 exons. Gene Ontology annotation, cellular component: actin filament; lamellipodium; site of polarized growth. Gene Ontology annotation, molecular function: actin filament binding. Lineage: Eukaryota; Metazoa; Chordata; Actinopteri; Salmoniformes; Salmonidae. The record is from RefSeq and is a predicted model, not a curated record.
CUGUGUGCUGAGAUCUCAAUCAGAAGUCAAUUCGAUUCGGUUUUACCGCCUCUCCUCCGCGAGUAGGACGGGCUUAUCACGGCAAUACACAACUGUUUCAGUGACUGAACGAUGGCAGUGAAUCUAAGCAAAAACGGCAUUGCCCUGACAAAUGCCUACAAGGAGGUGGUAGAUGAGAAAUCCAACACCAAUUGGGCAUUGUACACCUACGAGGGGAACACUAAUGAUAUCCGAUUGGCAGAGAAGGGAGAUGGUGGACUGGAGGAACUGGUGGAGGAACUUAGCAGCGGGAAAAUUAUGUACGCGUUCUGUCGUGUCCAGGACCCAAACUCUGGCCUGUGCAAAUACGUCCUCAUCAACUGGACUGGAGAAGGUGUGAAAGAUGCCCGGAAAGGACUAUGUGCCAAUCAUGUCAGCUCCAUGGCAAAUUUUCUCAAGGGUGCCCAUGUCACAAUAAAUGCCCGUGCAGAGGAGGAUGUGGAACCUGAGGCUAUUAUGCAAAAGGUGGGCAAGGCCUCGGGGGCCAACUAUAGCUUCCACAAAGAGUCCAACAAGUUCCGAGACGCUGGUCCCCAGGGACCUGUGGGCUCUGUCUAUCAGAAGACCAACGCUAUGUCUGAAAUCAAACGCACCAAUAAAGACAACUUCUGGGCGCAAGCAGAGAAAGAUGAGGAGAAGCGGCGCCAGGAGGAGCGCUGUAAGGCAGACGAGGAGCGCCAGAAGCUGGAGAAAGACAGGAAGGAUCGAGAGGCCAAGGAGGCAACUCUCAGAGAGAAGAGAGACAAGGAAAGGGCCUCUAUGAUCGACCAGCAGAAGAAGUACCAGCAGCAGCAGGAAGCUGAGAGCAGAGAAGAUGAGAAACAACAAUGGGAGGAGCAGGAGAAGGACUUCCAGGCAACUCAGAAGAAAGGGAUGAAGCGUGGUGAAUCUGUGGAGAAAGCCAAUGAGGCAGCCAAUCUGAUCUCACAGCGCUCUAUGAACCCCAGAGAGAUGUUCAAGCAGAGAGAGAAGGGCAUGGACACCCCUGCUGCUACCCACACCACUGUCAGCCCCCAGCCAGGGCGUUUGCAAAGCCCUUUUCUCUCUAAGCAACCAUGUGAGCCUGAGCCGUCCCGCUCGCCCCUACGCCAAGCCUCGCCACUUUCUGCAGGCUCUGCCUCUCCUGUCCCUGCUGCAGAACCCAGUGUGGAUGAGCUCGUUGUGGAUGAGUCAUCCCAGUCUGAGUGCUUGGAUGAGCAGGAUGCAACCCCUGUUCAGGAUGCAGUCCCUGAGGAACAGUGGCAAGAUGAAGUGAAGGCACCAGCUCCUCCCACUCAGCACAACCAUCCCACAGAGCCAGCCCAAAAUUAUCUCUAUGAGGAGCCCCCACAGGUGGAAGAGAACACAUUUGAGGUGCCUGCAGGGGAGAAGACGGACCGAGGUGUCUGUGCCAGGGCUCUAUACGACUACCAGGCUGCUGAUGACACAGAGAUCUCCUUUGAUCCUGAUGACAUCAUCACUGGCAUCGAGAUGAUUGACGAGGGCUGGUGGCGGGGCUACAGCCCAGACGGGCAUUUUGGAAUGUUCCCAGCUAAUUACGUGGAGGUUAUUUAGGUCCAUACCUCGCCCACUCACUAGAUCAGCAUAUUGGAGGCAUAUUGG